AUGGCUUUAUUCAGGCAAUUCUUCUCGAUACAAGAUAUAGCAGAAUCUAAAUAUUGUCCAGCACAUAUACAUAAAGAACAUCAUCAUGGUUUGGCAGAGUUUUCAAAAUGGUUUUCAUUCGAAAUUACUCGAAGAGGAGAAAUAUUGAAAGUCUACCAUCCACCUGAUGACAGCGAAGUUCUGGCCAUUAAGAAAGGAUUUGCAGCAAUAUUUUCUUCAAAACUUCACAGCAAGGAAGAGAUUAAAGGCAAAUAUUUGGAUGUAAAAAGAUGGAAAUAUUCCACAGAAGAAGUUGGAAAUGAAGGUCCACAUAGCGCAAUAUACACAGCAAGAGAAACUCCAGUUGGAAUUGAGUUUACGAAGCAACGAAAAGGACAUGUUAUACCUAAUGCGAAAGGAACAUUAACAAAGGUUUUACAUUUUCACAAGGAACUCGGAAUAAUCCAUAAAGUAAUGAUAGAAGAGAAUUUUACCUCACCUAAAGCACCUGACAGUUUUGAUCCACAUAAGAAUAUGAGGAACGUAAAAGCUGACAAUGAUUUUGACAGAAUGUCACUUCCUGAAAUGAGUGCAUUCGGUAAGGGAGAAUUGGUUUUUGUGACCAGACAUGAAGUGAAGGAGUUGUAUGUCAAACCAAAGAAUGUCUCUGCAGGAAAUAUUCAUGUUGAUCAGUUUGAGAGAAACAAAAAAGGGAACGUGAACGUGACUGAAAUCUUAAAAGACAUCCGGAGUAAUAUCACAUGUAUUAGACAUCAGCCUCUACAAGGAUCACCGCUUGUAAAUGAAUGUUUCUUUAGAAUUGUCAGUAUGUUGAAGCUAUUAUCAGAUGAGGAAAUAAAAAAGAUUGCAUUUGAUUACUUUCAACAUCUUCAAAAUAAUAAUGAGGAGAAUUUUGAAAUCAAAGCAAUAAUGCUAGAUGCCUUCGAAGCAUUAAACACAAACACCAGUCAACAGUUGAUUGUCAAAUUAGUUCUUUUAGCACCAAAACCAGAAUACAAAUUGUUUCAGCGAUUUUUCAUCCACGUGGCAGGAAUGGAAAUGCCCCCACAUCAGAAUGUUAUAAAAGUGUUAGAAGAUAUAGCUUUUCACAAUGGAACAUUUACCAACGUAUCAUUUGACAAACACAUUUACAAUUCUGCCAUCUUGACUCUUGGAUCUGUUGUACACAAGUUAUCCAAAAAAGGACAGACAAAAAUAUCUUUAGAAAUCUCCAGCAAAAUCAAUGGAAUGCUUGGUUUGCAUGACUUUUCCUAUUUUACAUAUUAUCAAAGUUCACGUCGGUAG
Messenger RNA from Mytilus trossulus (common blue mussel), 1284 nucleotides. RefSeq lists its product as uncharacterized. Gene Ontology annotation, biological process: lipid transport. The coding region runs from base 1 to 1284 and encodes 427 amino acids. The record is from RefSeq and is a predicted model, not a curated record. Lineage: Eukaryota; Metazoa; Mollusca; Bivalvia; Mytilida; Mytilidae. The transcript is spliced from 13 exons. Gene Ontology annotation, molecular function: lipid carrier activity.